UUCGCUUCGCUGUCACUGCUGUUACUGAAUGGAUGUAAGACAACGCUGCAAACGAGCAACGUUUUGUAUUUCUAAGACACGUGUAAGUGGUCUCUUUUUCACCCGGAAGAACAGCAGCAAGCAUCAAAAGGAACAAUAACACAUGGUCCAUUCAUUCAUCCUUGACAGUCAUGGAGUUUCUCCCUGUACUUGACCCACUAGAUAAACCGAAAGCAGGAAUAUGGUAUUCUUUGAUGCCCAGAGGAAGUGCUCCAGGUGUCAGUGUGGGUCACACCUGCACAUUUAUUCCUUCUGCAGAUGAGGGAAAGGGAAGCAUCCUUAUUGUUGGAGGAGCAAACCCAAGCGGCAGUUUCGCACAUUCCAACAUCAUAAAUCUAGAUAAUCAUGAAUGGGACAUCCCAGAGUGGGAGGGUUUGGACUCGCGGUAUGAACACUGCUGCUUUGUCCCGGAAAGCUGUCCUCAGAGCCUGUGGGUGUUUGGAGGGGCACAGCAGAGCGGCAACCGCAAUUGUAUCCAGAAUGUACAGCUAACAGACAGUGGGUCUUCCUGGAAGAGUGUGUCUGUGAAUGGUAAACCCCCCAGCCCUAGAACAUACCACACCAGCUCCGCCUGCCUCGGGGAAAGACUGUACGUCUUUUCGGGUGGGGAAGCAGGAGCUGCACCUGUCGCAGACCCCGCACUUCACGUCUUUGAUACAGCCUCUUCCGCCUGGUCCCAACCGGAAACACAAGGCAGACAGCCGCCAGCCAGACAUGGCCAUGUUAUCGUAGCAGCAGGUUCAAAGAUCUACAUCCAUGGGGGCAUGGCUGGGGACAAAUUCCACAACGACAUGUUCUCUCUCGAUACAAAGAUCAUGAAGUGGGAGAAGGUGCAAGUCAAAGGAGAUAUCCCACCAGGAGUAGCAGCCCACUCAGCUGUGGCUCUGGGAAAGAACAUCUAUAUCUCUGGGGGAAUGACAGCAGAAGGAGCGAGCAACUCCAUGUAUAGAUUCAACACUGACAAAAGUAGAUGGGUCCUUAUGAAGUUUGAAGGGGAUAUGCCCCCCGACCGCCUGGACCACUCCAUGUGUUUAUUGCCCUGGACGGUGCAUGCUGAGGGGAAUGGAGAUAAGGAGCAGGCCGACAGCCCAACAGCCUCAGAGACAAUACAUUUGGCCUUUGUAUUUGGAGGGAUGGAUACCCAGGGUGUCAUUCAUAAUGACUGUGUUGUGACUGUGGUUUCAUGAUGUAAUACUCACUCAAUAAGUUGAAAUAAAUUGUUUUUAAGAA
Molecule: messenger RNA, 1269 nt
Organism: Labrus mixtus (cuckoo wrasse)
Lineage: Eukaryota; Metazoa; Chordata; Actinopteri; Labriformes; Labridae
Gene: rabepk
Product: Rab9 effector protein with kelch motifs
Exons: 8
Coding region: 171-1226 (351 amino acids)
Molecular function (GO): protein binding
Source: RefSeq, a predicted model, not a curated record